AUGGACCCUCUCGGGCCCGGCAAUGGCAGCGGGCACCCGCCAAACCGCCUCCGCAAGACUCCCACGCUCCAGAUCAACUCCCAGGUCCAGCGAGAGCCCAGCAACCCCUUCGCAGACGCCAGCAGCAGCAGCAACAACAACAUCUCCUCCGCCAGCACGCUCGCGGGGCCCUCGCCCAUCACGCCCCGGGCCCUCAUCUCGCCCCAGCAGCGCACCUUCUCGCCCUCCCCGGCUCCCGCAGACUCGCUCUCCCGCAACGAGUCCACCGAACGCCUCGCCGUGCCCGGGCCGGGAGGAAGCCUGCCUCGCUCGCGGGCCUACGUAGACGACUCCCAGAGCGGCUAUCCCUAUCCGACUUCUCAGAACCAGCAGCAGUUGCAGCAACAGCGUUAUUCAGGCGGUAAUGGCGGCGGUGGUGGUGCGUAUGGUGCAGACUACACCAGCUUCUCCUCGCGGCGCACCAGCUGGAGUUCGGACGCGGCCAGUCGCCAUGCCAGCUACGGCUACGGAGGGUACACCUACUCGAGCCCCUUUGACGACUCGCGGGUGCCCUCGAGGGCCGGCAGCAGCGACGACGAAGGUGGCAUCACCACGCAGACCGUGACGGAGAAGUUUGCCAUCUUCCCGGACGGAGACCUGAUCGUGUACCCGCACGACGUCGAAAAGGACGACGAGCUGCACAACCCGGACCCCAACGACAAGGAGCGCAAGUGCGAUAUCUGGCACAAGCGAGGCAUCACCAACAUCGGUGCCCUGAUCUUCCUCAUCGGCGGUGUCUUGACCCUCUUCAUCGGAUAUCCUGUAAUAUCGUAUAUCCAGGGAUUGACGAGCAUCAAGGGAGGAUGUGCCGGUGACCCCAUGUGCAUAGACGCGGAUAUACCGCUGCUCAAGAACAUACGGACCGGCCUGAUCGAUCCAGACACGCCCAAGUCCGCCAUGAAGAAGAAGUCCGCCAACGGAAAGGACCUCGAGCUAGUGUUCUCCGACGAGUUCAAUCUCGAUGGACGGACCUUCUUCCAGGAAGACGACCCUUACCUGCAGGCCGUCGACAUCUGGUACGGUGUCACCCAGGAUCUCGAGUGGUAUGAUCCCGAUGCUGUAACGACGAAGAACGGCAAGCUGGAACUCCGCUUCGACGCCUUCCAGAACCACUACCUCAACUACCGCUCCGGCAUGGUCCAGUCCUGGAACCAGAUGUGCUUCACCGGCGGCAGACUCGAGGCCAGCAUCUCCCUGCCCGGCCGAGGAGACGUCUCUGGUCUCUGGCCCGGUUUCUGGGCCAUGGGCAACCUAGGUAGACCCGGGUAUCCUGCCACCACAGACGGCAUGUGGCCAUACAGCUACCACGACAAGUGUGACGCCGGAAUCACCGCCAACCAGAGUGAUCCCGGCGGCCUCAGCUUCCUGCCGGGCAUGAGGCUCCCUGCCUGUACGUGUGAUGAUGCAGACCAUCCCACGCCAGGCAAAUCACGCACCUCUCCCGAGAUAGACGUGAUCGAAGCCAGUGUCCACGCUCUGCAUGGCGAGAAGAAGCCCAUCAACGUCAUUGGAGACGUCUCCCAGAGUUGUCAGGUCGCUCCCUUUGACGUCUGGUACAUGCCAGACUACGGAAAAGGAAAAAAUCAACUAACGAAAGCAGAUUUCACCGAGUUGUAUGACCCCGAAAUCACCAUCAUGAACGCCUACCGAGGAGGUGUCUACCAACAGGCCAUCUCCGGCGUCACCAACCUCAACAACAACUGGUACAACGGCAAGGAGUACCAGGUCUACGCCUUCGACUACAUCCCCGGCGACAAGGGCGAAAUCACCUGGUACGUAGGCAAGGAGAAGUCAUGGAAGCUCGACGCCCGCGCCCUCGGCCCCAACGGCAACGUCGGCCAGCGCGUCAUCCCCCGCGAGCCCAUGGCCCUGAUUGCAAACUUGGGCAUGUCCAACAGUUUCGCUGCCCUGAAUCUCACUGGCCUGGCGCCCCUGUUCCCCGCUACAAUGAGGAUAGAUUAUAUCCGCAUCUAUCAGGAAAAAGACAAGAAGAGCGUCACCUGUGAUCCGCCGGGAAUGGAGACAACAGACUAUAUCAGGAAGCACAAGGAUGUUUAUCACAACCCCAACCUGACCACAUGUGGACGUGGGCGUGCUGGAGGCUCUUAUAUACAUCCCUCGUACUCGAAUAAGAGCCUCCCUCGUAUCCCCGAUCCUCCUCCCCCAUCUCCGCGCCCUGCCUUUAGGCUUUUUUGCUCCCCAAUUCAAUCCCCGAAAUCUGAACAUGCGACACGCCAAGCGACUAGAACUUUUAGAGCGCCAGCCUUGCUAACCGUUGGAUUUUUGUUCCUCUUCCUACAGGGCGGAUACGGGCUAUCCUUGGCCGAAGAACAGCUUCGUGCAUGGUUGUGGUUGAGCCAUCUUGCUGGCACCGCGCCGUUCUCUCGGGCUGUUGUGGAUGGCCCUGGUAAAUAUAUCUCCCACUUGCCACCCAGGCAAACGAGGGAUGUUUACUGUUGGAUGACUCGACGUUGCCUGGAUCCCUGUCUUCCUCCAACAUCCAUCGUUCAACUUGGGGCGACCUGGCUUAAGACACAUCACACCUCCUCUUCCUCCACCAAAAACACCACCCACGCUACAUCCCGCCGUCAUGCCAUGCCGUGUCAUGCCAUGCUAUGCCAUCUCAAGCCAGCUCGAAUCGAGUCGAGCCUAAACAACCGAGAAACACGCACGAGUACCACAAACAACCACACAAGCACGCCAGAAAACGCAUACUAA
Messenger RNA from Trichophyton verrucosum HKI 0517, 2757 nucleotides. RefSeq lists its product as uncharacterized. Gene Ontology annotation, biological process: (1->6)-beta-D-glucan biosynthetic process; fungal-type cell wall organization. Lineage: Eukaryota; Fungi; Ascomycota; Eurotiomycetes; Onygenales; Arthrodermataceae. The record is from RefSeq and is a predicted model, not a curated record. Gene Ontology annotation, cellular component: plasma membrane; endoplasmic reticulum membrane. The transcript is spliced from 7 exons. Gene Ontology annotation, molecular function: glucosidase activity. Bases 1 to 2757 code for a protein of 918 amino acids.